UCGCGCUCCCCGCCUCCCGCUUCUGGGUCACCGUCUGUAGCUUUCCAGCUGCUACGCCGGCGAUUGGGUGGGUUCUGGGCUUCCUCGAGCCGCGGUCCCGGUGGGCUUCAGGCGCAGACCCUUCGCGCAGGCCGAGUCGGGCCCAAAUAUGGCUGCGUCGGGUCUAGAUCAUCUCAAAAAUGACUAUCGAAGAAGAUUUUGCCGGCCAUCCAGGGCACUUGACAUUAAUACAGAGCAAGGCCAGAACAUACUGGAAAUUUUACAAGACUGUUUUGAAGAACAAAGUUUUGCUAAUGAUCUUAGCACAAAUUCUACAAAGUCAAUAUUUUAUUCAACACCCAAAAUAAAGGACAUUUGUAAUCAGUUACCAAGCAAAGAGGGUCAGUACCAGAAAUCACAUCCAAACUCAGUGCUAGUUUCUUCAAAGGGGAAAGAUGCUUCUGUGGACCAUAAUGGAGAAACAAGUAAAGCCAGCAAGUCAGUUUGCACCCAUGAUGUUCAUGUGAAAAAUUUGGCAACUGAUGUUGGUUUAAAAAAUACACCUGACACAAGAAAAAUGUUAAAUGCAAAUAAAAAAAUUCAUCAUGAUGAAGACAAAGUGGAAUUUUACUUAUCUGUUGGUUCACCUUCUGCUCUCUUGGAUGCAAAAACAGUGUCACAAAAUGUUAGUGCUCAAAGGAAGGAGACCUGCACUUUUGAAAAUUCAGUAAAUUUGCUAUCUUCAAGCACAGAGAUUUCUCUUAAAACCAAAAAAAGGUUAGACUUUGAAGAUAAAGAUGUUUUGAAGAACGUAGAAACAGAGAAUAAAAUAUCAAAAAUAGAGGAUAAAAUGUCAGAAGGACUACAAAAGGGGAAACGAUCAGGAACAUCUCAGAAAAGAAUACAAGAUUCAGAAUAUGAAAUUCAACCACAAGCUAAAAAGAGUUUUUCAACAUUAUUUUUAGAAACGGUAAAUAAAAAAAGCGCAUCCAGUCCUAUUGUUCAACAUACAUCAGUUUUUCCACCUCAUCCAUCCCCAGCAAAUGAUAAGAAGUUAUUAGAGGAUGAAUUUGUCAUUGAUAAAUCAGAUACAAGUUUUGCCGACCGAUCUUGGAUUUCUAUACCAAGGAGGGCUGGAUCUUUGAAACAGUGCACAGGUUUUCCUAUUGAGAGCACUACACUCAUUCAAAACAAGAAGUCAAGAGAAAAACACCACAGUGUAUCAUCUGUAACUUUAACAAAGGACAAAGAUUCUGAUAAAGUUCAACCAAUAGAGAAGUCUCAGCCAACUGAACAUAAAAAAUUGGGUAGAAGUUGUGCCUUGACCGAUGCAAUGGAAAAUGAUCACGGGUCUACAAAAUGUGAAACAUAUUCUGAGAAUGCAAAACAAUCACCUCAAAGUACAAGGACUAGAAGACAAAAACAGAGGAGAAAAUCUAAGCCCAAUGUAGUUGAAGAUCAUGUUGAUACUGAACAAUCUAAAGAGAAAAACCAAAACGUGUCACAUCCCACCCAGGACAACUUACAAAGAAAUUCAGACAGAAAUAUUGAAGUGUGUGAAGAGAUAAGAAAUGCUCAUACUUCAGUAGAACAGAUGCAACCUGGGGGAAGCCAGCACAAUAGCACUCAUAUUCCUCUUACAAAGAAUCAGAAAAGAGAUAGAAAAUCUAAAAAGAAACAUUCUUCACAUGGGUCCAAGAAGAACAAACUUACAACUAAAGAAUCUGAUUCCACUCUCACAAGAAGUCGAAGAAUUUCCAGGCGUCCAUCAGAUUGGUGGGUGGUAAAACCAGAGCAGAGUCCUGCUUAUAGCUAUUCUUCAAUAGUAAAUGAAUCAGCUCAUCACAACAGUAGACGAAAGCCUGCUGAAAAAACAAGUCAGUCAUCUAAGAAUAGUGGUGAAAAAACGAAUCCACCAAAAAGGCAGAAGAGAACGCAAGGGCGUGCCAGAGAAUUAAAGUUUUUAAGUACUGAAGAUCCUGGUGAAAUUGUGAACCAUGAUGAAAUCUCCACUUGUUCCCACAAUGAUUCAUUGGAAAUUGAUAAGGCAGACCUGGCUGAAAAGAAAAACUUUGAUCAUUCUGGAUGUACAGGAAGUUCAAAGGAGCGCGAUGGUACUAAUACUAUACAAAAUGUUCAUCUAAAGUCUCAGCCAAGUGACUAUACAUGCAAGACAGUGGCAGAGUCUAAUUUGGAUUUUGGAGAGCCUAAGAAUUCAGUUUUUGAAGGAAGUGGACCUUCCACAGUCAAGAAUUUUUUAAUAACUGAAAAGAAUAAUUCUGAUGUAGAUGAUAAGGAAGUUCAGGAAAAUCCAGAUGACUCAAGACUAAAAGGAUCUCAAGUAACAUUAGAGAACAAAAUACAUCACAAAUUAGUAAUGCCAUCCAACACACCAAAUGUUCGCAGGACCAAGAGAAUAAGAUCAAAACCUUUGGAAUACUGGCGAGGGGAGCGUGUAGAUUAUCAAGGAAGGCCAUCAGGAGGAUUUGUGGUUGGUGGAAUAUUGUCCCCAGACACAGAAUCAUCUAAAAGGAAGACAAAAGAAAACAUGGAAAAAGUCAACAAAAUUGUUAAUAAAAAAAGAAUCUGUCUUGAUAAUGAUAAAAGAAAUAAUAAGUUAAUGAUAAAUCUGAAUAUACCUCUGGGAGAUCCAUUGCAGCCUACAAGGGUAAAGGACCCAGAAACAAGAGAGAUUAUUCUUAUGGAUCUUAUAAGACCACGAGAUACUUACCAAUUUUUUGUUGAGCAUGGUGACCUGAAAGUAUAUAAAACAUUAGAUACACCCUUUUUUUCUACUGGAAAAUUGACAUUAGGACCACAUCAAGAAAAGGGAAAGCAGCAUGUUGGCGCAGAUAUGUUGGUUUUUUAUGUUAACUUUGGUGACCUUUUAUGUACCUUACAUGAAACAUCUUAUGUAAUCACAACCGGGGAUUCUUUCUAUGUGCCUUCAGGUAAUUAUUACAACAUCAAAAAUCUUCUGGAUAAGGAAAGUGUAUUACUUUUUACUCAGAUAAAAAGAUGAAAAAUGAAAUAAAACCUAAAAAUGUGUAUGUGCAUGUACAUGCAUU
Molecule: messenger RNA, 3047 nt
Organism: Condylura cristata (star-nosed mole)
Lineage: Eukaryota; Metazoa; Chordata; Mammalia; Eulipotyphla; Talpidae
Gene: CENPC
Product: centromere protein C
Exons: 19
Coding region: 149-3001 (950 amino acids)
Biological process (GO): attachment of mitotic spindle microtubules to kinetochore; spindle attachment to meiosis I kinetochore; kinetochore assembly
Cellular component (GO): kinetochore
Molecular function (GO): centromeric DNA binding
Source: RefSeq, a predicted model, not a curated record